Trichomonas vaginalis G3 is the source of this 228-nucleotide messenger RNA. Its product is annotated as protein of unknown function, DUF4108 family. The record is from RefSeq and is a predicted model, not a curated record. The transcript has a single exon. NCBI's taxonomy places the organism in Eukaryota, Parabasalia, Trichomonadida, Trichomonadidae. Bases 1 to 228 code for a protein of 75 amino acids.
AUGUUGACAGUCAAAGAAAAUUUUGACAGAAAGUUCUCAAAACUCGAAGAAGGUAAAGCAUACAAACUUGUUAUACCUUAUGAACCAAAGAAAGCAGACGACUAUGAAUAUUAUGAGUCUAAGAUAGUUGAAGUUCAAGGUAAAUUGGGUAAAAAGAUUUUAGAGUCUAAGCCAGUGUUUGCUCCUAAAGAGGAAGAGAACAUUGACAUUGACCCAGAAAUGUUCUAA